GAUGACGUAUUUCCGGCUGUCUUGGGAUUGGCUGGAGGACUGGCCGGGUGAGCAGGCGCUGUGGGUGUGUGUGGAGGUUCUUGCCCGUGGCCGGCGUGGGGCCCUUUGGAGCGUGAAGGGUAACCACGUGGAAAGCGAGGAACGGAUUGAGAAGAGCAGCAUGUCAUUUCGAGGAAGAGGUGGUGGUAAUCGUGGUGGUGGAUUCAAUCGAGGUGGUGGUGGUUUCAAUAGAGGUGGCCGGGGUGGCGGAAGAGGUGGAUUUGGCCGUGGUGGAGGACGAGGAGGCUUCAACAGAGGAUACGACCAGGGACCCCCAGAAAGUGUAGUCAUCGUGGGAGAGUUCAUGCACCCUUGUGAAGAUGACAUUGUUUGCAAAUGUACCACUCAAGAAAACAAAGUACCUUAUUUCAAUGCACCAGUUUAUUUAGAAAAUAAAGAGCAAAUUGGAAAAAUAGAUGAAAUAUUUGGGCAGUUGAGAGACUUUUAUUUUUCAGUCAAACUAUCAGAAAAUAUGAAAGCCUCCUCGUUUAAAAAACUACAGAAGUUUUAUAUCGAUCCGGCAAAAUUGCUCCCUCUUCAGAGGUUUUUGCCAAGGCCUCCAGGUGAGAAAGGACCUCCAAGAGGUGGUAGAGGAGGGCGUGGAGGAAGAGGAGGCGGCAGAGGUGGCAGAGGUGGUGGCGGCAGAGGUGGAGGUGGUUUCAGGGGUGGCAGAGGUGGUGGAGGGUUCAGAGGAGGACGAGGCGGUGGAGGUGGUGGUCGGGGGUUUAGGGGCAGAGGACAUUAAGUGAAGCUCUUGGAAACACAGUGUAUGCUUUCAUCUACAAAUAUGAGAAGAUUUUUUUAACUUGACAGUACUGGAAAAUGGAUGGUUUGAAUACUUGCCUAUCUAUGAUUCAUGGACUUCGUAUUCAAAUGGGACAGUUUAAGAAGAAGUACAAAUGCUUGUCUUGAAAUCUACCUGGAUCUCAGUCUUUAGAAAUUAAAUGGAAUGUUAUUUUGAAACAAGCAAUUUUUUUAAAAAACCUCAUAUUGAAGUUGGGAAAAAAAUUAAUCUCUGAUAGUUUAAAAGUUUGCUGGCUCGAAAUACCGCACACAGAUUUUUUUUGGGGGGGUGGGGUGUCUUUCCAUUUUGGUUUUUGUAAUUCUUAAAAUGGAUCCCAUGGGUCCAUGGAAGUGUAUGUAAAGAUAACAGGGUUAUCGACUAGAUUUAAUUUAAACCCAGAAAUUAAUGAUACACCCAUGUGGGAAAAAAAUGCUUUUAUCGCAAAACAGUGGAGUUGAAACUACACUUGUAGGUGUCCAAUAUGAAUUGGUGAGAUGUUUGUGUUUUUGUCCUGCAUUCAGAGCUAUGAUUUGAAUAGUGAGCUGUCAUGCACAGAAAUGUGCUGUCAUUACACAUUGUCAAAUAAACCAGAGAAAUUUUAUCUAGCAGUUAUUAUUCAGGAAUUUAAGAACAACUGAAAUCUCAUAUUGGUUGCAUCUGACUUGUGGGGGUGCUAUCUGUUUAGGAAGACUAUGGCAAGAGGCAGCUACUAAAUUUCUGUUAUUACCGAGGGAGGGGGCACUUAAUCUUGAAAAGCACAUGGAAUUUGUGUUUUUUAUAACGUGAAUAAAUCAGAGUUCAGAAGAGA
Pogona vitticeps (central bearded dragon) is the source of this 1631-nucleotide messenger RNA. The record is from RefSeq and is a predicted model, not a curated record. NCBI's taxonomy places the organism in Eukaryota, Metazoa, Chordata, Lepidosauria, Squamata, Agamidae.